This is a messenger RNA of Adineta ricciae, 2337 nucleotides long. Lineage: Eukaryota; Metazoa; Rotifera; Eurotatoria; Adinetida; Adinetidae. The record is from the annotation of a GenBank genome assembly.
AUGAGAACGAAAAAAACCGAAGUGCAACAAUUCACCAAAAAAGACAACCGAAAAACUGAACCAACACCAAAUGAUGCGCGAUACACCACAAAUUUCAGUUCACCAGGUUCGGUGCCAAAACGUUAUCGAAGUGUGGUCAGUAAUGCAACGCCAGUGACAAUAUUUGGUGUGAAAACUGAUGAAAAUCGGGCGCGUUCUCAUUCGCCUGGCAAUCACAUUGAAUCGCAAGUUUCUCAACGGCCAUUGAAACCUGUUCGCGAAUUUCUCACCACACAAACACUAGUCAACGAAAACUCAGAUGGUCGUCAACGCUCGUCUUCUCAUACAAAUGGUUUCGCUCGUUCACACACCGAAGCAACAAUACAAAAUGUAAAUAUGGCUUUAGCACAAACAGCGAAUAAGCUACGUCCAGAUCCCCUCAAUUCACCUAUGCCAGGAACACGCUCAUUAACAACUCUCAAUGAACUGUUUACCACUCGACCGACAACUACUCGACCAGUAGUUUACCAAAAUACGGGCACGACAACAUCCACAAACUAUUAUUUUCAAGGAUCGAAUGAAACGAAAAAACCUUUACCACCUGACCUCACAUCACGACGGCCGACGAAUUUUUUUGCAGCAACGAGUACAUCACAGCAUCGAGUGACAACUGGAACGGGUCCACUGAUCGUUACACGAUCGACAGCAGCGGCGAUAAAUGAUUAUGUGAAUGCUCGUACGUCAACACCGCUACGUGCUUUUUCAACUAACUUGGAAGUCGAUGUCCAACCAUCCAAUUCAGAUAAUGCAGUGUUCAAUAAUCAUACCACGAAGUCUAAAACUAGUAAAACUGAAACCAAUCAACAAAAAGUUAAAUCUCGUAAACUAUCCCCUGCUUCACAUUCAUCACCAUCCGACAAACAUCAACGAGCACUACCAGAGGUCAGUGUUCAUCCCCAGUUUCAAAGUUCAGCACAAGAAAAUCGCCACCAAUUACCGCAUCCAACUUCAUCCAUCGCUACUGUUGAAACUUAUGCGAAUUCCCGUCAGACACAAAUCGAAUCCCACAACGACAUGAGACGAAUAUCUGCGUCAAGAAAAUCACCGCAAGUUAUCAAUGUACAACCAAAUGUUACUAUGGAACAACAGCCCUCCUAUUCUCCACCUCCAACACCUCGUCGUUCGACCAGAACCAAAGAUUCUACCAAGCCUGUGCAUUCUAAUGAACAAGGAUUGACUCACGGAAGAACGCACACUCAUCUGAACGAUAACGAUAGUGUAUCAGCAAUAAACCAAGAAGAUACGAGUAAUCGACUUUUUCUAUCACGUCGGAAUGAAAAUCCACUUCGAGCGAGUUCAGAAACACUAAUCGAUCGUAAAAACAUCAGAGGUGAUCGGCCGACGAGUCGACUUAACCUUUACGAUGAUGAGUCAGAAUCAGAAAUAACUGUCACCGAAAUACCAAGUAAAGAUUACGAUGUCGCUCAUCAUAAUGAUCAUGCGGCAAGUGAUUUAGUCAGUGACGUUUGGUCAGACUUAACUAGUGAAUUCAGUGCAACUAAAUUACGCAAACAUUCACACGUUCGUACAUCCACACCCAAUCUGACUCGACGUAGUUCCAGUUAUAGUUCGAAAGAAAUUCGACAGUUACGCAAACAAUUGAAUAGUCUUCAGAUAAUGUAUGAAGAUCUAUUCAGAGUAUUAGAUAAUGAUGCUGAAACCGUCAAAGACAAUGCGAAGACGAAUGCUGCCUCUACAGUAGAGCGUAAUGAACGAAAACAUCGUUUCCGGAAAAUGCUCGCCAUGCGUCAGCCAAGUAUUGAUAUGAAAGAAAUCAAUCAACGCUUCACUCGUCUCGAAUCCUCUAUAGUAACAUUAGCUGAGUCCAUCGCGAAAUUAUCUGCACAAGUUCAACUUCAGCGUGGCGUUAAAGAUGAAGUUGCUGAUCUGCGCGCCGAGGUCGCUGAACUUCGACAACAAAUAUCCCAUCAGCCAACUCGUCUCCUAUCUGCCAGUGUUCAACAUUUGGCGGCAAUAAACACCACCAAUUCCAUCAAUAUGUUCACCCCGAGCAGUCCACGUCCAACUACCAUCAUUGAUCCUCGACAUGCACGAAAAAUCGAACAAUUCUUUGGUACCGAAGUAUUGCUUCAUUAUUUUCUUACUUUAUUAAAUUAUCAAGAGUAUAUUUCCAUAUUUGAAAAAGAAAAUAUCGGCUUUUGUGAAUUAGCAUUUGUGGACGAGAGGAAAUUACAAGGUUUUGGCAUACCACAUGGUCCAUCGAUACGCAUUAUUUACGAAGCACAACAAUAUUUCACUUCAUUAUUAACAUUCAAAUCCAAUCGAAUCGAUGUAUAA